AUGCAGCUUAAACGCAUUGCCUUGACAGCAGCUUCAUUAACUGCGGUUUCUGCUCAUGGUUACACACCAGGCGAACCAUGGUCCACUUUAACUCCUUCUGCUACCGUCUCAUGCGCAGCUACAGAAUUUACUUCUACCUUCGGUAUCGCUGUUCAAACAAUUGCAACUGCUUCCGCCAAUGUUAAGAGAGGUGUUAUAUCUCAAAUCAACGACGGUCAAAUUCAGGCCACAGCUGGACCUACCUUGGCCAGUGACGGUACCGAAAUCACAACCACUUUAACUAGAACUUCCGUCAUUACAGUGGUAAAGGGUACUAUUGCAACUAAUGUUGUCGACUCCGCUAAUUCUUCCAGCAAAAGCCCUACUUCUACUUUAGCCCCAUCAUCCGCGAUUACUUCGGCAGCGACCUCUACGUCUGCCUCUACAUGCAAGGCUACCACUGCUGUGUCUUUAGAGAAUAGUUCUUGUAACAACGACGGUACCUUAGAAGUAACUUUGAAAGGAGGAGUUUUGACUGAUAAUAAAGGUAGAAUUGGUUCUAUCGUUGCAAACAGGCAAUUCCAAUUCGAUGGUCCAACUCCACAAGCAGGUGCCAUCUAUGCGGCUGGUUGGUCUAUCACAUCAGAAGGCAAUUUGGCCCUUGGUGAUGACGAUGUUUUUUACCAAUGUUUGUCAGGAAAUUUUUACAAUUUGUACGACGAAAAGAUCGGUGAACAAUGUAGUCAAAUUCACUUACAAGCUGUUUCUUUAGUGAACUGCUGA
Saccharomyces eubayanus is the source of this 762-nucleotide messenger RNA. RefSeq lists its product as uncharacterized. NCBI's taxonomy places the organism in Eukaryota, Fungi, Ascomycota, Saccharomycetes, Saccharomycetales, Saccharomycetaceae. Gene Ontology annotation, biological process: fungal-type cell wall organization. Gene Ontology annotation, molecular function: structural constituent of cell wall. The transcript has a single exon. The coding region runs from base 1 to 762 and encodes 253 amino acids. The record is from RefSeq and is a predicted model, not a curated record. Gene Ontology annotation, cellular component: fungal-type cell wall.